AUGACGACACGCAUCCUUGAGACGCGCUUUGAGCACAUGUCCGUCCAGGACGAAAACGAUGUCGGCGAGGCCACCAAGCUCUACUCAAAGACAAAGCUGGCAACGACGUCAAGCAAUACCCGAACGAACCUUUAUAAAGUAGCUCUUCAAUCGCAAAGCAACAAUGCAGUUGCUUCCGUUACCUUGCCUUCACAAGCGGCCCAAAGGAAACCACCACCACCAGUCAAUCCUGCUUCACCGCCUCCACCGAGAAAGGCUGUGCCCUCUACUUCAUCACGAGAGAAAGAGAAGGAUGGCGAAGAGGUCAAGUCCGCUCUGACUGAACAGCCGGGCGUACCCAAACAGUUUCACUUGGGUAUGUUUGAGAUUGGACGGCCGCUGGGCAAAGGCAAGUUUGGCCGCGUUUACCUUGCCAGGGAACGGACGAGUGGCUUCAUCUGUGCUUUGAAAGUGCUUCACAAGAGUGAGCUUCAGGCUGGGGGAGGUGUAGAAAAGCAGGUUCGGCGAGAAAUCGAGAUCCAGAGCAAUCUACGGCAUCCAAACAUCCUGCAGCUUUACGGCCAUUUCCACGAUAGCAAGAGAGUCUUUUUGAUCCUCGAGUUUGCUGGAAAGGGCGAGUUGUACAAGCACUUGCGAAAAGAGACCAAGUUCCCUGAGUGGAAGGCGGCACAAUAUGUCGCUCAGAUGGCUUCUGCGCUGCAGUAUCUUCACAGAAAGCACGUCAUUCACCGUGACAUCAAACCUGAGAAUAUCCUCGUUGGUAUCCACGGAGAAAUCAAAAUUUCCGACUUUGGUUGGAGUGUGCACGCCCCCAACAACAGGCGGAAAACGCUGUGCGGCACGCUUGAUUAUCUUCCUCCGGAGAUGAUCAAGCCCGGCUCUUCGGACAACUAUUACAACGAAAAGGUUGACCUGUGGAGCUUGGGCGUGUUGACAUACGAGUUCCUUGUCGGCGAGGCUCCUUUCGAAGAUACUCCUGUCAUGACGCAGCGGAGGAUCGCCCGUGCGGAUAUGCAAAUCCCAAAAUUCGUCAGCCCUGAGGCUGCUGAUCUCAUCAAGAGACUUUUGGUUCUUGACCCAGAGAAGCGAAUUCCUCUUGAGGAGGUGCAGAGUCACCCCUGGAUUAUCAAGCAUUGCGUCAAAGGCGAAAGAGCCACCAACCGUGAGAAGAGCUCCCGAUCUGCUGAUAUAUGA
Molecule: messenger RNA, 1194 nt
Organism: Trichoderma virens Gv29-8
Lineage: Eukaryota; Fungi; Ascomycota; Sordariomycetes; Hypocreales; Hypocreaceae
Gene: TPK4
Product: serine/threonine protein kinase, AGC family
Exons: 4
Coding region: 1-1194 (397 amino acids)
Biological process (GO): mitotic spindle organization; protein phosphorylation; regulation of cytokinesis
Cellular component (GO): spindle midzone; spindle pole centrosome; chromosome passenger complex
Molecular function (GO): protein kinase activity; ATP binding
Source: RefSeq, a predicted model, not a curated record